Molecule: messenger RNA, 1290 nt
Organism: Cajanus cajan (pigeon pea)
Lineage: Eukaryota; Viridiplantae; Streptophyta; Magnoliopsida; Fabales; Fabaceae
Product: germin-like protein subfamily 3 member 2
Molecular function (GO): manganese ion binding
Source: RefSeq, a predicted model, not a curated record
GAUCCCCUAUAAAUUGAUCUAGUUCUCAUUAAUUGAUGAGACAAAUCAAGAAGAAAAGUCUUCUAUUCUGACUCCCCAACCUACUUGAUUCAAUAAUUUUAGUCAUCACUCAGUGUGUACAUAACUUCAUCCAAAACAAACAAUCAAUUCCCUUUCUCCUUCCAAAAUCCAAAUAUUGAUACUGCACAAGGUAGUAACAUUUCAUUCCAAAACAAUGAUCAACAAAGUAGCAGUCCUACCAGUUCUUUUGCUUUUUAUCAUUGCUGCUUUGGCUUCUGAUCCUGAUCCAGUCAUGGACUUUUGCAUAGCCAAACCAGCAGAUAACAGCUUCACUUGCAAGAACGCAUCCACUGCAACAGUGGAAGAUUUCACCUAUUCUGGCAUUAAGGUUCCUGGGAACUUCAAGCAAACUGGAUUUUCUUCUAUGGCAGUGAAUUCUAAUGUCUUUCCGGGUUUGAACACUCUUGGAGUAUCAUUUGUGAGAGCAGAUUUUGGUGUUGGUGGUGUCAAUGUGCCCCACUUUCAUCCAAGAGCAACUGAGGUUGCUUUUGUGCUUGAGGGAAGGGUUUAUUCAGGAUUUGUUGACACCAAGAACAAGGUCUUUGCCAAAGUGUUGGAGAAAGGAGAAGUCAUGGUGUUCCCAAGAGGCCUUGUGCACUUUCAGAUGAAUGUUGGGGAUGGGCCUGCUACUAUUUUGGGCAGUUUUGACAGCCAAAAUCCUGGCCUAAUGAGAAUUCCAAAUGCAGUUUUUGGUUCUGACAUAAAGGAGGAGCUUUUGGAAAAGGCUUUUGGAUUGAGUUCUAAAGAGCUUUCCAAGUUGAAGAAGAGGUUUUCUCCUAGUUAAAAUGCCCUUUAUGCUUAUGAAGACAAGGGUUCAAAUAAAAACAUUGAACCUUAUGUGUUUGAAUCAGAAUUUGAGAUCCACAAAGCACAGUGAAAAGUUUAAUGAUUAUUGGAUUGAUUUGUAGUCAAUUAUUUUAAUAAUUCAGCCCGUCUGACUUAAAGGGCUGAUUUUAGAGCUACAGUUAUUUAGUAUAGAAGUGCUUCCAUUUUAAAAUUCACUUCCCUUCAGUUAAGGAAGGAGCUUAAGUGGCAGUUGAACUGAUUACAACUUUAUUUCCAACUUAAAUCUUUUGUUUGCUGUCCAUAUUUUGAUGUCAACACAAUCAUAAGCAUUUGGUUCAGUUAUACACGUUUGGUACAAAAGCUAAAAAUAAAAAAGGAGUGGUUGGGGGCAUGUUUGUAUGUGUCUUUACUCUUUACUUUUUCAUUUUGUUACACAUUGCUUCU